AUGGACCACGAGCCAAAACAGAGCCAGACGCCGCUCCCAAAUCAGCAUCUUCUGCCUUCCAUCCCUCCCUGCUGCGGAGAGAGAGUUGUUUGUGCGGCUCGCACGCAGCUGCCAGGACCUGCCCCAGGAAUGGCCGCUGCUCCCUCGUCACGUGGCAGCCUGAGAAAAUGUGAUGUUGAUGAAUGCCAGGCUAUCCCUGGAGUCUGCCAAGGAGGACGCUGCAUUAAUUCAGUAGGUUCUUAUGAGUGCAAGUGUCCUGUUGGUCACAAACAGAACGAGGAAACUCAAAAAUGUGAUGAUAAUCACCAAAGGUUUUGCUUUGCUGAAGUUCUACAAACAAUGUGUCAGAUGGCUUCCAGCAGCCAGAAUCUUGUCACUAAAUCUGAGUGCUGCUGUGAUGGAGGCCAGGGCUGGGGGAACCAGUGUAUGCAGUGAAUGCCCGCUGCCCAGAACCAGUACAAGAAACUCUGUCCCCACGGACCAGGCUAUACCACAGAUGGAAGAGAUAUUGAUGAAUGUAAGGUCAUGCGAAAUCCGUGCAGAAAUGGACAGUGUAUUAACACAAUGGGCUCCUUCCGAUGUUUCUGCAAAGCUGGUCGCACCACUGACAUCGGUGGCACAUCUUGUGAUGACAUUGAUAAGUGCUCCCAGUCUCCUAGACCAUGCAAUUUUAUCUGCAAGAACUCAGAAGGGAGCUACCAGUGCUCAUGCCCUCAGGGCUACAUCCUUCAGGAAGAUGGAAAGACAUGUAAAGAUCUUGAUGAAUGUCAAACCAAACAACACAAUUGUCAGUUUCUCUGUGUCAAUACCCUUGGAGGCUUCACAUGCAAAUGUCCACCUGGUUUUACACAACAUCACAAAGGUUGUAUUGAUAACAAUGAAUGUGGUUCUCAUCCAUCACUUUGUGGAUCAAAAGGAAUUUGCCAAAACACUCCUGGAAGUUUUACCUGUGAGUGUCAAAGGGCAUUUUCUCUAGAUUCAACUGGACUAAACUGUGAAGAUGUGGAUGAAUGUGAUGGAAACCAUAGGUGCCAGCAUGGGUGUCAAAACAUCCUGGGUGGAUACAGAUGUGGAUGCCCACAAGGAUAUAUUCAGCAUUACCAGUGGAAUCAGUGUGUUGAUGAAAAUGAAUGCUCCAAUCCUAACACGUGUGGCUCUGCUUCUUGUUACAACACCCUUGGAAGUUACAAGUGUGCCUGCCCAUCUGGGUUUUCCUUUGACCAGUCCUCCAGUGCCUGCCAUGAUGUGAAUGAGUGUUCUUCCAUCAAGAACCCCUGCAAUUAUGGUUGUUCCAACACUGAAGGGAGUUAUCUUUGUGGCUGCCCACCUGGCUAUUACAGAGUUGGACAAGGACACUGUGUCUCAGGGAUGGGAUUUAACAAAGGCCAGUACCUUCCACUGGAUGGAGAUGCUGAUGAAGAGAAUGUUUUGUCCCCUCUAGCAUGUUAUGAGUGCAAAAUCAAUGGCUAUUUCAGAAAAGACAACAGGAAGAAGAGAAGUGCUAAUGACACUGUAGGUAAAGAGCUGUAUAAUACUAAGUUGGGAAGUCUGGACAUGGAUAGUCCUGUGAGGAUCAGGGUCAAUAUUUCCAGGCUGGAUCACAAGGAGCAUAUCCUGGAACUCCUGCCAGCCAUCAAGCCUCCCACCCACCAUGUGUGUUACAUCAUCUCUCACGGAAACGAUGAUGGGAUCUUCAGGAUCCACCAAAGGGGUGGGCUGAGCUACUUGCACACGGCAAAGAGGAAGUCAGUGCCUGGCAUUCACACACUGGAAAUCACCAGCAUUCCUCACCAGAAGAAGGAGCUAAAGAAACUGGAAGAGAGCAAUAAGGACAGCUACCUCCUGGGGGCAGUGCUGGAGGCAGUGCUCAGGAUGAGGCUGUGGCUCUAUUAG
Messenger RNA from Manacus vitellinus (golden-collared manakin), 1893 nucleotides. RefSeq names its product fibrillin-2. Gene Ontology annotation, molecular function: calcium ion binding. The record is from RefSeq and is a predicted model, not a curated record. Lineage: Eukaryota; Metazoa; Chordata; Aves; Passeriformes; Pipridae.